Molecule: messenger RNA, 747 nt
Organism: Cotesia congregata
Lineage: Eukaryota; Metazoa; Arthropoda; Insecta; Hymenoptera; Braconidae
Source: the annotation of a GenBank genome assembly
AACAGAAUGGGAAGAGGCGAUAAACGAGGUGUCGGGCAGCGUAACGAACCUGUCAGCACAAGCAGCAACCUGGUCGGAAAAUUCACGCAAAGCGUCCGAAGAAUAGUCCAAGAUGUAAAGGACGAGGGAUCAUCGAGUGGUUUACCAAAAGAAGAUUUAAUAGAAACAAAUGAAAGAUUAAGGACAGUUAGAGUUAGACUUGAGGCUAGUUAUGAUACCGCUAAACGUGCUUUGACUGAUUUGAUGGCUAAAUAUACUGACAGCAAACAAGUUAGGAAUAUUUUUCAGCGUUACAAUAUUCUUAAAGUUAUUAUUAAGGAGGUAAUUAAAUUGGAGACUCAGUAUUGGAUUCUUGUUGACAUACCACGGCAAGAAAAACAAGAAACUGUUCCAUCUUUUGUAUUAAGAGCGUGCGCUAUUAUGGAAAAAACCCAUAAAACUUGCGAGGGAAUCAAAAGUUUUGCUAAAAUCUCGGCAGAAGAUGCUGCGGAGAUUAGAAAGGAACGAAUUGACCGCCUUGAAGACAUGACUACAUCGCAGAUAGAAACUGAAAAUACUCAGAUGAUUAACGACCUCUAUCGACUCCUAAAAAAAUACACUGGCUUAAGGAAUCUUAUUCGAGAUUUAAAGGUGGAAUACAACAGUUCAAAAGUGUACCCAAUGUUCCCACGUUACACGAUACUAAAAGACAUGAUAAAAGACAUAAUGCACAAUCCAUGUUACAUGGAAGUCUGCCAUGAAAAUUAA